AUGCGUUUUCUUCUUACCAUUUUUGGUUGCGCUUUCGUUACCGCGCUCCCUGGAGAUGAUCCUCUCGAAAGAUGGGGCGGGGCUAAAGGGAAUGGUCCCUUUGGGACUGGGGAUACCUCCAUCAAAGGCGGGGAUAAGUAUAUUAACAGUGGAGAUAGUAGUGGGAUGGGCAGCGUUGGGGUCGGAGUUGGGUCUGGAGGCGGCGGUGGCAGUUGUGACGCCGCCGCUUGUAACACCAAGUGCGCGUCCGGACUGACUUGUUGUAAUGGAGUCUGUACCGACCUCCAGACCUCUGCUAGUAACUGCGGCUCUUGUGGGAACACUUGCCUUACUGGAGCGACUUGCUCAUCAGGCGCCUGUGUGUGCCCAACUUUCCCGGGAUUUCAACCGCAUACCACAUACGCCACGGACGGUAAUCCGAACGGUGUUGCUGUGGGUGACUUCAAUGAAGAUGGCAAUCUCGAUAUCGUGACAUCAAAUGGAGCAGGUACAGUCGGUCUCUUUCUCGGUACUGGAUCAGGAACCUUCCAGCCACAGUCCACAUUUCCCGUGUCGGUUAAUCCAUUCGAUAUUGCUGUGGGCGACCUCUACAACGAUGGCCAUCUCGAUGUUGUAACUGCACUUUAUGGCACUUUUGAAGUGAGCGUCUUGCUGGGCACUGGAUCAGGAAGCUUCCAGGCAGAAAGCACAUUUCCUGCAGGAUUUACUCCAACUCAACUUGCUCUGGGCGACUUCAACCGAGACGGUUAUCUUGAUAUCGUGACGAUCGAUGGUUACAAUACAGCCAACGUCCUCCUCAGUAGUGGACCAGGAAGCUACCAGCCGCCGGUCCCAUAUCUCGUGGGUUUGGGACCAGCCAGUCUUCUGACGGCGGACUUGAACAACGAUGGGUACCUGGAUAUUGUGACUGCAAGUGCCUCGGAUAGUACGGUGAGCGUCUUGCUGGGUACUGCGUCGGGGAGUUUCCAGGCACAAACUGCAUUUCCGGCAGAAACCAACCCCCAGAGAGUCACUGUGGGCGACGUGAACGAAGAUGGCCAUCUCGAUCUCAUCGUCACAAAUUAUCCCGAUAACCAAGUGGGCGUUUUGCUGGGUGAUGGAUCGGGAAGCUUCCAGGCGCCAACCCAAUUCCCGGCAGGAGCCAAUCCAUAUGCUGUUUCAGUGGCCGAUUUCGAUGGAGAUGGCCAUCUCGACAUCGUGGUCACGAAUUAUCAGGGCAGUUCCGUGAGUAUAUUGCUCGGGGAUGGAGCGGGUAGCUUCGAGGCGCCAAUUCCGUAUUUGGUGGGAUCCACGCCGGUGGACGUUGCAGUGGGCGAUUUCAACGGAGAUGGCAACCUGGAUAUCGUCACUACGAACCUCAGGGGCAAUACAGUGAGCGUCUUGCUUGGGAGGCCAUGCGGCUCUUAG
Messenger RNA from Penicillium macrosclerotiorum, 1407 nucleotides. Its product is annotated as FG-GAP repeat domain-containing protein. NCBI's taxonomy places the organism in Eukaryota, Fungi, Ascomycota, Eurotiomycetes, Eurotiales, Aspergillaceae. The transcript is spliced from 3 exons. The record is from RefSeq and is a predicted model, not a curated record. Bases 1 to 1407 code for a protein of 468 amino acids.